AUGUCGGACGGCCAGACGAAGCAGUUCGGGAAGAGCCAGAGGGUCGUGCCCGCCGACAAGGCCCAGAAGUGGUACCCCGUGGAUGAUCAGUCGCAGCCCAAGAAAGUCCGCAAGACUCUGCGUCCCUCCAAGGUCCGCGAGACCCUCGUUCCCGGCACCAUCCUGAUCCUCCUCGCUGGCCGUUUCCGCGGCAAGCGUGUCAUCCUCCUCAAGUCCCUCGACCAGGGUGUCCUCCUUGUCACCGGCCCCUUCAAGAUCAACGGUGUUCCCCUCCGCCGCGUGAACUCCCGCUACGUCAUCGCUACCUCUAAGAAGGUCGACAUCAGCGGUGUUGACGCCAAGGCCCUUGAGAAGACCUCCGCUCCCGGAUACUUCACCAAGGACAAGAAGGCUGAGAAGAAGACCGAGGAGGCUUUCUUCAAGCAGGGCGAGAAGCCUCAGAAGAAGGUUGUCGCCAGCGCUCGCGCCAGCGACCAGAAGGCCAUCGACCAGUCCAUCCUUGCCUCCAUCAAGAAGGAGGACUUCCUCGGCUCUUACCUCGCUACCACUUUCAGCCUCCGCAACGGCGACAAGCCCCACGAGAUGAAGUGGUAA
Penicillium arizonense is the source of this 594-nucleotide messenger RNA. Its product is annotated as 60S ribosomal protein eL6. The coding region runs from base 1 to 594 and encodes 197 amino acids. Gene Ontology annotation, cellular component: cytosolic large ribosomal subunit; ribosome. The transcript has 3 exons. Lineage: Eukaryota; Fungi; Ascomycota; Eurotiomycetes; Eurotiales; Aspergillaceae. Gene Ontology annotation, molecular function: structural constituent of ribosome; RNA binding. Gene Ontology annotation, biological process: ribosomal large subunit assembly; cytoplasmic translation. The record is from RefSeq and is a predicted model, not a curated record.